AUGAAUAGAACACUAAAUGUUGAAAAUGAUAUUUUUAUUAAGUCUGGGCAACAUGAGUUGAAUAUCAGUGGGCAAUCUUUUAGUUCUGAAGAUUUAGAAACUCCAUCGGAAAUAUAUUUAAAUCCCAAUUCAAUAAUUAGUGAUUGUGACUUAUCCAGCGAUCAUGAUGAUAUCAUUGUCCCUACUGAUUCGCCAAUUGUCAAUCAACCAUCUGUUGGAAUGGAAUGGAAGAUCCGCGACUGGGCACUGCGUAAUCGAACUAAUAUAACACUUAGUGCAGUGACCGAUUUGUUGAACGUAUUAAGAGGUGAAGGCCUGUCUUUGCCGAAGACUGCUGAGACCUUGUUGGGGACAAUGCAUUGCAGGAAACUUAAGAAAAUGCCAGGUAUCAACAGUAUUGUUGGAGAAUAUGUAUAUUUAGGCAUCAAAAAAGGCCUUAAAAAUAUUAUCUCCCCGGAUGGAUACACCGAAGAAAAUAUUUCUCUCUUAAUACACGUUGAUGGAAUGCAAAUUUACCACAAUUCUUCGAAACAAGUUUGGCCCAUUGCUGUGAAAGCUUAUCAUCAAAAUUAUAUUGUCAAACCUUUUGUAGCUGCAAUUUAUUGUGGAGAUUGCAAACCUCUUUCUGCUGAAAAUUAUUUUUCUGACUUUAUAGAAGAAGCAAAUGACUUGAUUGAAAAUGGAAUUCAAUUAAACGGAAAAAAAUACUCGAUUAAAAUCAUGGCCAUAGUGGCUGAUUCUCCUGCCAGAGCAUUCCUAAAGUGUUGUAAAACACCUGGUACAUUUUAUGCUUGCGAAAGAUGUACAACAAAAGGUAUAUCGGUAGGAAUUGGAAGGUCCAAGAAACGAAUAUAUCCUCAAAGUGAUGCUGAACUUCGCACGCGACAAUCAUUUGAAGAAAAACUUCAACGAGAGCAUCAUUACGAAAAUUGUAAUUCACCGAUAAUUCUGAUGAAGAACGUUGAUCCAAUCAAGCAGGUGGUUCUGGAAGUUAUGCAUUUAUUUAUUUGA
Messenger RNA from Vollenhovia emeryi, 1011 nucleotides. RefSeq lists its product as uncharacterized. Bases 1 to 1011 code for a protein of 336 amino acids. The record is from RefSeq and is a predicted model, not a curated record. The transcript has a single exon. NCBI's taxonomy places the organism in Eukaryota, Metazoa, Arthropoda, Insecta, Hymenoptera, Formicidae.